Molecule: messenger RNA, 2289 nt
Organism: Effrenium voratum
Lineage: Eukaryota; Dinophyceae; Suessiales; Symbiodiniaceae
Source: the annotation of a GenBank genome assembly
UGGGGCCUCUUUCUAUGUCAGAUGGACACAGACACUCGCGCGCUCGUCAACUCCGAGCUCAGUCCGUUGCGUGAGGACCAGCAGCAGCUAAAGAAGCUGGACCUGGGCCGUGCGGCCCCGGACAUUUUGCAAAACGAUCAUCUGGGGCAGUUUGUGCUGACCUUCCCAAUCCCUGUGCCCGAGAACGAGCAGAAGUUUGCCACACUGGUGGAGGAUCCUAAGAGUCUGUGGGCGGCGUUUUUCCCGGCGGAGACGGUGCACAGCGCGCACCCGGAGUAUCCGGACUUUGGAGAAAUCACCUUGAAGGAGUUCACCGAGAAGGUGGUGAAGCAUGUGGUGAAGAUCCUGGGACAGCUCGGCUGUGAGGUGCAUCAGUUCCACUCUGUGGACGAUGACGAGCUGUUCGUGGCCUUUGGUCUCCGGAGGUCCACGGAGGCCUUGCACGACCUUGCGAUCCGGGCGGAGGCCCGGGUGCGGGUGGCGCCACAGGCGUACGCGGCGGUGAAGAGCGAGUGCCCCACGGAUGAGAAGGUGGACAACGCGUGGCAGCGACGUAAGGUGGGGGUGAAUCUGAAGGGCCAAGAGGUGUACAAUGAGUGCCCUUUGUACGUUCGCUACACCCCGGGGCUGCACGACAUGGUUGAGGAGCCCAAAGACACCGAGGUGCUGCGGAUCUUGCGCCGGGGGCUGCGGGGGCGGAUGUCCAUCGUCAAGCUCCUAGAGGAGAAGGUGGCGAAUGUCUUCUUCGCAGUGCACAAGUGGGACGAGCUCAAAGAGUUGGAGAAGAGGGGCUGGAACGACCCCACGCGGGUCUGCUACUGGCCCUACGAGGGCAGCUCCGACUCCGUGGAGGAGUACUUCGGAGCCCCCACCGGGCUCUUUUUCCACUUCUACAACAGCUUCUCUCGGUGGGUCUUCUUCCCUGCUGCUGUCAGCAUCAUCAUUUUCCUGAUCCGUAAGCUGGUACCGAAGACGCACGUGCACGUCAUUGACACCCUCUUCGGGCUGUACAUGUGCCUCUGGACCACCUUCUUCCUGGCUUACUACCAGCACGACAAGAAUGUGAAGCUCCUGCGCUGGGGCAUGACCACGGACGAGAGCGCCGGCACCGUGCGCCGGGAGUUCGACGAUGCGCGCCGGGGCACGGCGCGCGAGAGUUUCCGCAAGCUGUUGCACUGGUUCCUGUGCUGCUUCUUUAUCUGCGAGACGCUCUGGUUCGUGUAUUGGGCUACCAACAUCAGGGCGGAAGCUGUGCAGAACCCGAGCGGCAAGACCUUCGGCCUGGAGAAUGAGCACAUCAUCCGAGGCUACACCUACGCGGUCACCUUGAACAUCAAGCUGGUGGACUGUACUUGGUCGCCUUUGUCCAUGUGGCUGAGCAAGAAGGAGAACCACCGCACGGACAUGGAGCUGAAGUCCAGCAUGGCGGUGAAGCUCUUCGCGGUGAAGUUCGUGGUCUUCUACUUUCCCUUCGUCUACGACAUCGUGCUAAGGCCCCGCGUGGAAGGAUGCCCCGGGGACACCAUGGAGGGCUGCAUCCACAUGGCCCGCGGGAACCUGAAGGUGGUUUUCGUGACUCAGAUCAUCUCCGGAGCCAUUGCGCUGCUUUUGCAGGUGGCAUUUCAGCUGUGGAGCGUCAAGGCGGCCUUGAGGAACAAGAAGGGCAGCUCUAUGAUCACGUUUCUGGAGGUGCAGGCUUUGAUGAGUGAGUUCGACGUGGCCACGGAGGUGGACGAUUUCAUGCAGAUCGUCCUAUCCUUCGGCUUCCUGGCGAUGUUCGGGACGGUGUGCCCGGUGAUGUGCAUGUUUUGCUUCGUGGCCAACUUGGCGCUGAAGAAGCUCUUGGCCUUCCGCUUCUCCUUCGCACAGCAAAGGGUCGUGCCGCAAAUCGACACGGGCCUGGAUGCGUGGAUGUGGAUUCUGCAGUUUCUGGCAUACGCGGGGGUGACCUGCAGCUGUUACAUCGUGAUCUUCAUGUUCUUGGACGAUAAAGUCAAUUUGGCGAGCAAGCUGUUGCUCUUCAUCCUCUCCGAGCGGGCGAUGGGCGCCGUGAAGAUGUGCCUGGACAGCAGCCUGGGGAAGAAGUCGGUGGCGCAGCAACGGAUCGAGGAGUGCAACGAGGAUGUGCUGGAGCUCUUGCUGCUCGCUCCCAAGGAGGAUCAGAGCCCCUGAAGUUCGCUGUUGAUGCCGCCGCCGUCCAUCGGCUUCGGCCUUCGCUUCGGAUGUGUCGCGCGAAACCGUUUCACCACGAGGCUUGGCGUUGCCGGGGGGAAGCUUUCAAGCCACGAC